This is a messenger RNA of Arachis ipaensis, 2684 nucleotides long. Lineage: Eukaryota; Viridiplantae; Streptophyta; Magnoliopsida; Fabales; Fabaceae. The record is from RefSeq and is a predicted model, not a curated record.
AUAGUAUUUGAUCAUUCUUGAAAUUUUCCUUUUUUAUAUGAUUUUGAUAUUGAGAAGUCUUAAUAAAUUGUUGCUUCAUAUCUUCAUGUGGAUUCAUGGCUAAUAAGAAUCCAAUUCAUUAGAUGGGGUAUAUUGCAUUUAUGGUAUUAAUUUUUAACCAAACUUGAUAAAUGUUAUUACUGUUCCUAUGGAAGAUUGAAAGGGACAAAAGCUUCAUAUAUCUAACGUUUUCACCAUAUAAUAAUGCUUAUUGUUGGUCCACUAAAUUAAUUAGUUAUUUUCUGCCACCUUUUUAUUUAAGGAAAAAAAAAAAAAUAAAGAACCUUUCCCUGUUUGUUAUUAUGACUGAAUCAGUAUCUUAAUUAGAUUGCACAACAAAUGCAUUAGGCAUUGCCAUUAAGAUUUGAUUGUAUUAGAGUGAAUAUUUUUACAUCAUUGGAACAUAGUUUCUGAGAAAGAAAAGGACACUUUGUGAACUAAGUGGAUGAUUGUGAUCCCAUUCAUAAUUGCAAAGAUUUUCAAUUUGGCUCAGAAUCUUGUGGAUGUAACUAAACAAAUUUUUAUACAUCUUUUCAGGUCUAGCAUGGAAACUAACAAAAAAAUUGAAUUAGCAGAACAAGGUUCUCCUGAAGUUCCAUCACUAAUUAAGUAUAUAUCAUCAAAUGAAGUAGUUGGAUUUGAUACUGGUGAUGCUCAACUUCCAAGCCCAUCUACCAAAGAAAGUGAAUUAACAUCAAUAGAAAGACAAGGUGAUGAAGCUGUGGUGAUCAACCACCAAAGGAAGCAAUCUGUUUCAAUCAGCAUGCCACUAACCUGUGAAGAGGCUCUGCCACAUGAAACCAACAUGGUUUUCUUCAGUGAUGAAGUUGGUAGAGACGGUGUUCCGAUUUCUGCAGUUGAUGCAGAUUCUAAGUCUCCACAGCAAUCAAAAUAUUACUCUCAACCAAUGCCAAAGGCCUAUGUGCACCCUACUGAUUCAUCACCUCAUGGAGCAGAAAUUCCAAACCAUCCUGGCAUCAGAGCCUUCAGGGAUAAGAGAUUUGAUUCCUUCAAAACAUGGUCUGGAACACUUGAGAGACAGAUAUCAAUGCUUAGAGGGAAGUCACCCAGACAUACUAGAGAAGAAGAAAACAAUAACAACAACAACAACAAUGUCAGGAAUACUGAAAGGCCUGUACCGGUUGAUCGAUAUUUCGAUGCAUUGGAAGGACCAGAAUUGGAAACACUAAGGUCUUCAGAAGAGAUACUGCUUCCUCAGGACAGCAAAUGGCCAUUUCUUCUUCGAUUUCCUGUCUCGGCUAUCGGUAUCUGUCUUGGAGUUAGCAGCCAAGCAAUUCUCUGGAAAACACUUGCAAGUUCUCCAUCCACUGAGUUUCUUCACUUAAGCCUCAGAAUAAACUUAGUCCUAUGGUUUAUCUCCAUUGCUCUUGUUAUUACUAUCUUCACCACAUAUCUUUUCAAGAUAAUUCUCUACUUUGAAGCAGUUCGUCGAGAGUACUACCAUCCGAUCCGUGUUAACUUCUUCUUCGCACCCUGGAUAGCCCUUUUGUUCUUGGCUCUUGGUGUUCCACCAUCAAUCACAAAGAACCUUCACCAUUCACUUUGGUACAUUCUAAUGACACCAAUUUUCUGCCUUGAGCUUAAGAUCUAUGGACAGUGGAUGUCUGGAGGCCAAAGGAGGCUAUCAAAGGUUGCAAACCCAUCAAACCAUCUUUCAGUUGUUGGAAACUUUGUUGGAGCAUUGCUUGGUGCAACAAUGGGACUGAAAGAAGGGCCUAUUUUCUUCUUUGCUAUUGGUUUGGCUCAUUACACUGUCUUGUUUGUGACUCUGUAUCAGAGACUUCCAACAAAUGAGACACUCCCUAAGGAGUUGCAUCCAGUGUUCUUUCUGUUUGUGGCUGCACCUAGUGUUGCCUCAAUGGCUUGGGCUAAGAUUCAGGGCUCUUUUGAUUAUGGAUCAAGGAUUGCUUAUUUCAUUGCCAUGUUCCUUUAUUUCUCACUGGCUGUACGGAUCAAUUUUUUCAGAGGCUUCCAAUUCUCACUUUCAUGGUGGGCCUAUACAUUUCCAAUGACUGGUGCAGCAAUUGCAACAAUAAAAUACUCAAAUGAGGUCACAAAUGUUUUCACAAAAACAAUGUGUGUAAUACUAAGUAUCAUCUCUACAUUGGUGGUAACAGCACUUGUUGUAACAACCAUGUUGCGUGCAUUUGUGUUCAAGGAUCUGUUUCCCAAUGACAUAGCCAUUGCCAUAAGUGACAGAAAGAGAAAACCCCACCAUCCUAGGAAAUGGUUUCAUCUUGGACAUGGAAGCCAUGACACUAAAGAGAUUGAGAAUUACUUGAAGUUUGUGGAUUCAGAUAAAAUUGAUAUAGAAGCUUCAACAACACUUCAUCCCUCUAAUAGCAUAGAGGAUUCUUCAUCACCAUCUAUCUGAGGAUGAUAUGGUACUAAGUUCUUCAUAAGAAUAAUAAAAGCAUGAGUAUAGUCACACAUGUGAGGAGCAUAAUAAUUAAGAGUUUUGAUUAUUGUUCCAGUGACCAUGUAUGUUAGAAUAUGUGAAGGUUUGUGUAUGAAGAUUGAAGAGCUGAAUUUUGUAGCAAAGGUUUGUGUGAUUGUAAUAUAUUUGAGAAUCAUUAUAAAUAAUGAGUACUUAAUUAUAAUAAGAAUACAAUGAUCCUACAGUA